Messenger RNA from Saccostrea echinata, 2338 nucleotides. RefSeq lists its product as uncharacterized. Gene Ontology annotation, biological process: signal transduction. The coding region runs from base 17 to 2095 and encodes 692 amino acids. The transcript has a single exon. NCBI's taxonomy places the organism in Eukaryota, Metazoa, Mollusca, Bivalvia, Ostreida, Ostreidae. The record is from RefSeq and is a predicted model, not a curated record. Gene Ontology annotation, molecular function: protein binding.
UGUGUCGUGUUUAGCUAUGUUGUACAUUUUGUGUUAUACAGCAUUGGUUUUCUGUGACGUGGCGUAUGUUCAAUCGUUUAAGUGGACACCUGAAGGAUGGGAUGGAUUACCGAUAAAUUGUCCUAAUGAAUGUCAUUUUAAUUCAAACUAUAAAUAUUGUUGUGUCUGUCGGGGAAGGAUCGUUCUAAAUGAUUUGCUUGAUACCCCGUACUUACAAGUUGAUAAAAACGCACUCUCAACAAAAAUGUUUUAUCUUGAACAUCGUGAGAAAGGAUUGCAAUCAUUUCCGAAGAACAUUUGUGACUUCACAGCUCUAACACAGAUUGACUUGUCCCGAAAUCUGAUACUGGAUAUUCCUAAUUUAUCGUGUAUCAAAAGUCUUACACAUUUGAAUUUAUCCAGAAACAAAAUUUCUGUUUUACGGAAAGGCUCUCUUAGCAACAACAGAAACCUGAGGGUUGUAGAUUUAUCGUAUAACUUCAUUACUCACAUGGAAACAGGCGUUCUGGGGGAAAUGGCAUUUCAUAAAUUAUAUCUACAUUACAACGAUCUGAUAUCUAUUGAUAUCAGUAAUAUUGUUUUUCAAAGACCCUUUUGUUUGUUGGAUAUAUCUUAUAAUAGUAUACAAACGAUAACUAACGAGCAUGGAUGGUCAGUAAAUCUUGCCACUAUUUAUGGACCUGGUUAUAUCGAUUUUUCAUACAAUAAAAUGAACACUUUGCCGGAUUUAGGAAAACUUGGCUUUUCGGACAUCUUUAAACUCGGUAAACUUCUUUAUUUUAGUUUUGAUUGGCGACAUAACCCUAUCAAAUGUGACUGUAUCCUUGCUAAAAUAAUCUUACAUUUUAAACCAUUUUUAGAAAAAAUUGACAGAGAAUUUUUCGAAGUUGAGUGUAAAGAUCCAGCCCUUUUUCAUGGGUUAACUGUCCCUGAUAUAAUAAAUGAGAAUCGAAUCACAGAUAUGACGUGCAAUUAUACGUCAUAUCCGAGUUGCCCUUUUCGUUGCUCGUGCAUAAUUCGGCCAGACUCUGAAUACUUUACAUCUUCAAACACUGUUCUCAAAUUAAUUAUGGAUUGUACAAACGCUGAUUUAGUACGAUUGCCUAAUAUUUUUCUAGAGAGUGACGAAAUCGAACUCUACUUGCAGGGAAAUAAAAUCACUCGGAUACCAUUAAAACAUUAUUUAAAUCGUAUAUCUGUUCUUGAGCUUUCAGUCAUUCCCAUGUUCGACAAAGGAGCUUUGGAGAAUCUCACUCGAUUGCAAAGUUUUUCAGUUCCUCGCAGUCAGCAACUUGAAGGAAUUCCUCCAUUUUUUUCGUUUUUUAAACCCUGUGUAUUUCUGCAAAAGGGGGAUUUUGUCGUGAACUGCACAUGCGCGAAUCAAUGGAUGUAUGACUGGCUUAUUAUUAAAGGGGCAGAAUGUAACACACCAUUUGAAUUUCGUUGCUUUUUGGGGGAUAAACAUGAGAGUUUGAUUAAAAUUAUUCCAAAGUUGAUCUGCUUUGAGAAAGAUAAUACAGCUUUUUAUGUUCUUUUCUCUUGUGGUGCAGGUAUAUUGCUGAUUUUUAUUGUCGUUAGUGUUUUAUUGUUCAAUUUUAAAUUUGAAAUUUCGGUCAUAUUAAAAAGAUAUAAGGCAAGUAGAAUAUCCAGGAAAACAACUAAGGAAUGUAUUUAUAUUUCCUUCGACGAAAGAAAUGAAGAUAUUAAUACAUGGGUGUUAAAAACGCUGGAACCGUUUUUGAUAGAGAAGGAUUGGAGCGUGUUUAUUCCAUCACGUGAUUUGCCUUUGGGUAGUGUUCGAUCCGACGAAUCGGCGUGGCAGGUCGCAGUUACUAGGUAUUUUAUCGUGUUUUUGUCAACUAAUUAUUUUGAAGACGAGUGGUUCGAAACACGUAAUGAAUGGAAAUAUAUAUGGAACAGUUACAUACGUGCAUCUAGUGAGAGAAAGGAGUUGUUGCUAAUAAACUACGAUCUAAUGAAAGUGAGCGAAAUAUGUUGCAGAAAAUGCAAGGCAGUUAUGCGUUUUGGAAAUAUCAUUGACUUUGAUAGAGGAGAAGAAAAAAUAUUUUCUAAAAUAUUGAAGAUUUUUACAUAGCUUUAAUAUCUGCACAGAAUUCAUGACAAGGUUGUUUGAUUGUAAACCGUUGUUGAUAUUUUGACUCUAACAGCUGUCUAAGACUCCAAAGCAUUUUAUUACGUACAGCAUACAUGUACCAGGGCGGAUAUUUUAUUUAGUUAUAAUGAGUUAUUUUUUGUAUGUAAUUUGUGACAUAGAUUAUUCGAAAACAUUUAUACAUAUUAUAUAUAUUCAUACAAUAAAGUGGAUGAUACAAGUACA